This is a messenger RNA of Cynara cardunculus var. scolymus (artichoke), 405 nucleotides long. RefSeq lists its product as uncharacterized. Lineage: Eukaryota; Viridiplantae; Streptophyta; Magnoliopsida; Asterales; Asteraceae. The transcript has a single exon. Bases 1 to 405 code for a protein of 134 amino acids. The record is from RefSeq and is a predicted model, not a curated record.
AUGCUAAAGGUGUCCCUUUGGAAGGGCAUUAUCCGUUUUGGAAAGCGUGGGAAGCUAAAUCCCCGUUUCCUUGGACCGUUUAAAGUGCUAGCUAGGGUAGGACUUCAAGCCUACAGAUUAGAACUACCCACUGAGAUGGCCGGAAUCCACAACACAUUUCAUGUGUGUUACCUACGCAAGUGUAUGGCGGAAGAAGAAAGUAUGAUACCACUUUCGGAAGUUCUUGUGGAUAAAGACAACCGAUGUAUUGAAGAACCAGAAGCCAUCUUGGAAAGCAAGAUCAAAAGGUUGAGGCACAGGGAGGUUGUCAUGGUCAAGGUAAAAAGGAAACAUCAUCAAGGGUCAAAUGUGACAUGGGAAGCGGAAGAGGACAUGAAGAGGCGUUACCCUCGCCUAUUCGCGUGA